This is a messenger RNA of Suillus subaureus, 1156 nucleotides long. RefSeq lists its product as uncharacterized. Lineage: Eukaryota; Fungi; Basidiomycota; Agaricomycetes; Boletales; Suillaceae. The coding region runs from base 129 to 791 and encodes 220 amino acids. The record is from RefSeq and is a predicted model, not a curated record. The transcript is spliced from 2 exons.
AAUACUUCCAAAGCUAUCACAACAAUCAAUCCAGCGCAACUGGCUCUCAGGAACCUUGUGUCCAGUUCCCCACUCAGACAACCUCGAUGUGUUUAUGGACCCAGCGCAAAACCUGAUCGCUGUCGCCUAUGUUGUUGAUCACGAGACGAUCUAUAUUAACCUCAGAGCCCUGGAUAAUGAUGAUACCCACCCUCGGGCUGCUGGAGAGAGACUGUUUCUGUCGGACAACCGCCCUGAAACAUGAAGAGCAAAGCUCAAAAGUUUUGGGAGGCAUAUCGGUUUGUGGCGUCGAUUGGGUGCUGAUGCUGAUGCUGACGAUGAUGAAAAUUGGACUCCAAUGGACAAGUGGCAGCUACAGAUUUGGGACUGGCAACACUCGGCGACGUCCAAUCGGCACUGUAUCCAGCCAUUACGAUGUUGGAGUCGAAUUUUGUUCCCUCGGGAACACUCGAUUGCUGGUUAUAACCGAUAACUUGAAGCUCUAUUCAAUCGAGGACAUGUCCCAGGCGCCGGAUCUGCUGGCGUGUUUCCUGAUGCCUGUCUCAUUGAUGCUACGGUGCUUCCCGGGCCUUCCGGUAGAUGAUAUCGGCCAUAGCUCACAACCGCAGAUACAAGCCCAACGGAUGAUGUACACAUCAGACCCCGCACAUAGACUCCUAUGCCUUACUGCGUUCUCUUCUCAUACCGACGGUACUCAAGUCUUCAUCAUUUCCACGAGGAUUUUCUUCAACCUUGACGGAAUGGCAGCAUCGGGGCUCUUCCAAUGCUCGUAUUUUCUGGCACCCAUAUGAUGCUAAAGUUGACAUUAGCGGGAAUCGAGUCUUGCAAGCACUCCCUGUCGGCACACGAGACUCGGAGUCUGUUACAUUUGAUGGACUUCAGCCCGUUAGCUGUGACGAACAGGCGAGGUCUAGGAUGAGCGGUGAAGGAGCUGUCCACGGUAUAUAUCAGUGAUUCCACCGGCAGAUCUGGAGAGAGCUUGACGACAUCCCUACCUUACGUCCAGCUUGUAUAUUUCGGACAGAAAGUUCGAUUCCGACAAUUCAAAGUUAGGUCACACGGUUCGACGAGGAUAAAAUUUAUAUGGUCAACACAAAUUUGAGACCCCUAACGUUCCAUGGCGAUACGAUUUUCAUAAAGUGACUUAUUGGUCAUU